Molecule: messenger RNA, 669 nt
Organism: Caenorhabditis briggsae
Lineage: Eukaryota; Metazoa; Nematoda; Chromadorea; Rhabditida; Rhabditidae
Exons: 3
Coding region: 1-669 (222 amino acids)
Source: RefSeq, a predicted model, not a curated record
AUGGCAUCACCAACAACGUAUCUUUGUUUAAUGGAGGUCGAGAUGUUGAGAGGGCGAAUUUUGGAGCUGGAGAUGCAGGUGAAUGAGCACAACCGAAGAGAGACAGAGGACAAGGCCAGACACUUUGAAGAAGCAGAGCGACGCGAGAAGGAAAUGGAGACUAGGUACAGGGAUAAAAUUGAUAAACUUGAAGAGAAAUUAGAAGCGAAACAACUGAAAAAUAAGCAUUUGGAAAACAAUUGUCUGCGUCUGAUGGUUGAAAAUGAUGCGUUGAAACGGGAAAAUACAAAAACGACGGUGGAAAUGAAGAAAAUUGAAACAACGGAAAAUGGAGAAGCAGCGAGAAAACUUUUGGAAGAUGAACAGAAGAAGACGUCAGAGUACAGAAAGAGAAUGCUCUACGCACAAAUGAAGCUGCGAGAGAAGCAAGAAAACGUAGAAGGAGACGUGAAGCCGUGGAGAUUGUGUAACAUCUGUCUUGAAGAAUUCAGUCAUCUUUCGGAACAUAAUCCGAAAGUUCUCAACUGUGGACACACAUUAUGCUUCUCAUGCUGUAAUCAGAUCUGCUUGGCAUACGGAAUCGCUUGCCCUUUCUGCCAAAAACUGUUCAUUAUAGAUAAAGAAGAGCUUGUUAACUUACCAACAAACUUCAUCGUUUUGCAUAUGUGA